AUGGCUUCGAAGACACUCAAUUCUAUGCAAUUAAGCUCAAGUUUUUGUGACUGUGAAUGGUCAUCAAAAAUUUCUUUUUUGGCUGCCUUUUCAUUUAUCAAGUUCCACUUCAAAGAAGCCCAAUUCUUGCAAUUUAUGUCAGACAUAAUAAUGAAGACAUGUUUAAAGUGGAUGCAUGAAGAUAUAGUUUUAGCAUAUCAAAACUUUCAACAAAUGAAAGUCAACCGCGAUCCAUGGUGA
Molecule: messenger RNA, 240 nt
Organism: Clunio marinus
Lineage: Eukaryota; Metazoa; Arthropoda; Insecta; Diptera; Chironomidae
Source: the annotation of a GenBank genome assembly